Messenger RNA from Sorghum bicolor (sorghum), 3646 nucleotides. RefSeq lists its product as uncharacterized. NCBI's taxonomy places the organism in Eukaryota, Viridiplantae, Streptophyta, Magnoliopsida, Poales, Poaceae. Gene Ontology annotation, cellular component: nucleus. The record is from RefSeq and is a predicted model, not a curated record. Gene Ontology annotation, molecular function: deSUMOylase activity. Gene Ontology annotation, biological process: protein desumoylation. The coding region runs from base 294 to 2531 and encodes 745 amino acids. The transcript is spliced from 11 exons.
AAGAUAAACAAGUCUAUCCUUAAUAAUAAAGAGGCAAAAUUUCAGCCUCUUUUUUUCGUCUGGGCCGUUUUUCGUCUGGCCCAUUCAGCACAUUCGCAGUCGUCUGGCCCAUUCACGUAGACUUCCUCCGCAGGCCCAUCUCCCCGUCUCCGCACAGAACGCCUUCAGCAUCUCAUCACAAUAGUUUUCUCCUCCGUAAAAAAACAGUCAAGUCGUAGCACUCGACGGGAUGAAGCGCCGCCGUUCGUCGUCUCCUCCGUAAAAAAAACAGCCAAGCCGUAGCACUCGAUGGGAUGAAGCGCCGCCGUUCGUCGCCCACACCACGCGCGCUCGCCAUCCGCUCGCCCUUGGGAGCUCGCUGCCCGCUCGCCCAAGCGCGUUCGCCUAUGCGCGCUCGCUGCCCGCUCGCCGUCGUCUGCAUCUACGCGCUCACCGUCGCGAAAAGGUCGGCGAGGUGCAGGGAUGUCGACGCCGCGGCUGCGUCCACACGCGCUUGCCGUCCGCUCGUUUCCAUCCGCUCGCCCACGCAUGCUCGCAGCCCACUCGCCGCCGUUCGCUCGCCCACGCGCGCUCGCUGCCCGCUCGCUGUUGUCCGCAUCUACACGCUUGCCGUCACAAAAGGGCCGGCGAGGUGCAGGGAUGUCGACGCCGCGGCUGCGCCCACACGCGCUUGCCGCCCACUCGUUUCCGUCCGCUCGCCCACGCGCUCGCCGCCGUCUGCUCGCCGCCGUCAGCACCUAAGCAGACGCCAAGGCCGACGAGGUGUUGAGACGUCGGGACGGACUCGGGAGCGGCACAUAACUACCUCAAAUCCAAGUUCGACACAGACUUCCCUUCUUCAAUGUCUUUCUAUGAGUCCAGUCGUAUUGGCCAACAUAGUUGGACGACGAACGGCAAGAAGCCACCAACUCGGCACCCUCAUCGCGCCGCUGAGCAUCGACGUCAAGUGCACACUGAUCGUCCAGAAAAAAAUGGAUCAUAAUGUUGGGUCAAGCAAUGAUGAGAAUUCUGAUGUUCGACACUUAAAGAAAGCAAAGAUGAGUGAAGAAAAACUUUCAGAUGAAAAGACAAUGGCAUCGCCAACCAGAGAGACAUUGUCUUCAGAUUCUAAAUUGAUAGAUAAGCAAGUGAGAGAAGAAAAACUUCCAUUGGAUGACGAACAACAACCAAAAGAACAAAACGAUGUUGUUGAUACAUAUGACUAUCUACCACAAGAUUAUACAUUGACCAAUAUGGACUUAUGUGCUCAAAUAUUAAUUGAAACAUCUUCAAAAGACGACUUACUGGUGAAGAUUGAUGAAAUAUCUGUGAAACAACAUCAGUUAUUGUGCCUCCUAGACCAAGGCAAAUGGUUAGACGAUGAUGUGAUCAGUGCUUAUAUAUGUUGCAUAAGAGAUCAAGUACAUCUGCAAAAUAUGGAUAAUGCUAAGAUAUAUUUUCAAAAUCCCUUCAUUACUGGACUGUUUAAAAGGGAUGGCAACAUUGGUGUACAUGAAGAUAGUACUUUUAUUACAGAAAUUGUUAGAAAAUAUCUUGAGCAUGAAAUGAUUUUUCUGCCAAUAAAUAUCAAAGACAAUCAUUGGUAUUUAGCUGUUUUGAACGCAAGAAAGUCUGAGAUUCAAGUACUCGAUUCAUUGUGUUGGAAAUUCAACCGUGCUGACCUCACUAUUAUGUUACAAGGACUACAAUAUCAUUUGGACAUUCUUGAAAGUCAGCAAAACUUGAUUAAACAUGUUUGGAAAGAUCUUCAUGUUACUAAAUGGAAAGUCAGAGAAAAACUACAAGAACCAAUUCAGAAAGACAGUUCAUCUUGCGGCCUAUUUUUGCUCAAAUUCAUGGAAUAUUGGACUGGAGAUACACUAUCUCAUCCAAUUACACAGGAAAGUAUUAAUCUUUUUAGGUACAAAUUAGCCGGUAUAUUGUCAUGCUGGAAAUCAAAUACAGCACCACUGUUGACAAACUUCCAGGAAAAUCUUGACAAUAAGUCAAAUCCUGAUGAUGUUAUAAUAUUGGAAAGUGCAAAUGUUGAAAAGAAUUCAAAAGCAAUGUGCCCAUUGUCUAUUGAAAAUAAAUACUACUCACUAAUGUCUAUUCUUUCUAAGAUGGGCAUACGUGAGUUAGUAGGUGGCCUUUGUGACUACAUCAAAUCAAUUAAUUGUCCACAAACUUUGGAGAAAGUUUGGGUGCAAAACUGCAAACCAUAUUCCAUUAGCUUGACUCUCAAGAAACUGCAAGAAAUUCUAAACCAUGAUAUGCCCAUGGACAUAGAUACUUUUAAUUUGGUUGUUCCAAAACAUAUGCUUGAUGACAUCCAAAUGGUGAAGAAUCAAAGAGGAAUGAUAUCAAAGCAUUAUCUAGACUUGCAAUUUUGGGCAAAAUUUCAGCCAAAAUUUUGGUCUAUAAAAACUUUCGUCUGGCGGAGAGCCGCGCGUACGCGAUCUGUCAGCCGGCGUCGGCCGCCCACAACCGCCUCUGAGUUGGCUCGUCGCCGGACGGGCGGCUCGUCACCGCCGACACCUGCUCGGAGCUGAACCUCCUGAACCCAGUCACGGGCGCGCAGAUCUGCUUCCUGCCCGCCGCCACGCUCUCGUUCGUCGACGCACGCCGUGGCGCGGACGGCCACAUCGAGAGCUACGGCCUGCAGUUCUCCUUCUUCGACGGCGGUGGCAGCGGCUGCGGCGAGGAGGAGACGCUGGUAUCGCCGAAGACGCUCGUGCCCGACAGGCUCCGGUUCGAGGUGUACGAGAAAGCCGUCAUCGUGUCGGCGUCGCGGAGGUGUGGCACCUCGGCCUCCUCCUGGGGCGGGUACGCCGUGCUGCUCAUCUGUCAGCUCUUGAGCCGCCUCGCUGUCGCGCGGGCCGAAAACGCGGAGUGGCGCUCCUCGACGCCCACGCGCCGGGCGGUGCUGGGUGGACGCGGUGCGCUUGUCGUCGUCCUCCGGCGCGGACAGGACCUGGCGUGACCAUCAGCCGUGGGAGCCCUGGCCGGAGCACGUGGAGGACACCACCACGGGCGUCGAGUUCUUCGAGUGGACGGCCGCCGCCGGCCGAUGGGCGCGGGUGGAUGGUCGCGUCGUCCUGGGCGGGCGUGCGCUUUUCCUCGGGAAGAGCGCGUCGUUGUGCGUCCCGGCGGACGACGCCGGGGUGAGGGCGACUGCGUCUAGUUCACCGACGACAGGUCGUGGACGCAUGACCGGUGCCACGAGGUGCCGUCGGACGUGGGCGUGCUGGACCUCACCGACGAGAGCUACAGGCCGUCGCGCGGCGCCACCAGGACCUGCUCUGGAAGUGGCCGCCCCCGGUUUGGGUGUUCCCUUCGCUCGCCGGCUGAUUGAUCCGCGCUUCUAAAGUCUGAAUCUUGGAAACUUCCGUGACGAAUCUAUGCGUAGAGAUGCUCUUCAAUUUCUCAGAAAACAGCGGCUCAACUUGUCAUUGACAUGCUGCAACUCCAACCUGUGUGCAUGCGUACAACGAGUAGUUCUGUAGAUUAAUGAGGAUUGCGUUGAAGAACACGUGUAAGUUGUAACAAAGGUCAAUUUAUUUGUUGACCUCUUGCACUGACACGCUGUUGGCUGUGAAAACCCUGCAAUAAUAGAUAAAUAGAUGUUGUUUUUAAAAAGAAAGAUAAAUAUAUAUAUCUAUAUCUA